UUGAGUCUCCGGGUGGAAGAGCAACAGAUUCUAAGAGUUCAUGACUCAUCACUUGACAAAAGUAGAAAAAAUCCUGUGCUGCAGAUGAAUGGAGUUAGGUUGGCUGGUUGCUGCUGCUGCUGCUUGAUGAUUGGAUACCUGGGCACUGAUAAACACACAACCAUCUCAUGUCCCCAAGACAAUGGAUUCUGACAGCAGGUAAAGGAAACAAUAUGAAGAAGUUCCACUUACUAAAUACCGGACUAACUCAGAGGACAUGAGGACUGGCUCUGACAACUAAGGACUGGCCGGGGGUGUAAGGGAGCUGAGACAAGUGGAGAAAUCACCUUGUGUCGGGUGCAGCAGGACUGCGCUAUGAUUCUCCCUGUGGUGGUUUUGCCGGUGCUCCUGCUGCUCUCUGGACCCAAGUCCUCUCUCCAGGGAGACCCUCAGGAAAUCGGAAACAGUGAUGAUUUCCUGGAGAGAGAGUUUGUCUAUGCACCAAAACGCCAAAAACGUGCUGUGGUUGACCACAGUGUUUCCCAAAAAGACAAAUGUUCUUACACCUUUAUUGUCCCUCAGCAGAAAAACAAGGGGGCCAUCUGUGUGAACUCCAAGGAGCCAGAGGCCCUGCUGGAGAACCGGGUCAAUAAGCAGGAGUUGGAGCUGCUCAACAGUGAGCUGCAGAAGCAGCGAAAGCAGAUUGAAGCGCUGCAGCAGUUGGUAGAGGUAGAUGGGGGGGUCAUCAAUGAAGUCAAGCUACUGCGCAAAGAAAGCCGCAACAUGAACUCCAGAGUUACACAGCUCUAUAUGCAGCUGCUGCAUGAGAUUAUCCGCAAACGAGACAAUGCUCUUGAGGUUUCACAGCUGGAGACCCGCGUGCUCAACCACACAAAUGAGAUGGGGAGGCUCGCCUCACGCUACCGCAACCUGGAACACAAGUACAAGCAGCUGUCAGCCCUCGCAGAUAACCAGAGUGCUCUCCUGGUGCAGCUGGAGGAGCACUGUAAGCGGUGGGGAUACUCCUACAGUAUGGUGCAGGACAGGAGCCGCCCGGGCCGAUCACAGCCUCCUGCCAUCCCUCAGCUUCCUCUACAGAUGCCUGCAUUGUCUCCUGGAGGCUACAGACCCUAUCACCCACCUCCCUUCACCCGCCACACCAACAACCCCAUGACUAAUGAGAUACAGAGUGACCAGAACUCCAAAGCAUUGCCACCUCCACCUGCCACAAUGCCAAGUGCUACAUACAGCUUUACAAGCCAGUCCUCUGGUCCUUUCAAAGACUGCCUCGAUGCUCUGGAGGGCGGAUACAUCACCAGUGGUAUGUACCUCGUGAAACCGGACAACAGCAACCAACUCAUGCAGGUUUGGUGUGACCAGAGACACGACCCUGGUGGCUGGACUGUUAUUCUGAGACGUCAGGAUGGCUCUGUGAACUUCUUUAGAAACUGGGAGACGUACAAGCAAGGGUUUGGAAACAUUGAUGGUGAACACUGGCUAGGCCUAGAAAACAUCUAUUGGCUGACCAACCAGGGCACUUACAAGCUGCUAGUGACUCUGGAAGACUGGACCGGACGCAAGACCUUUGCAGAGUACGCCAGCUUCCGUGUUGAGUCUGAGGCUGACUUCUACAGGCUGCGAGUGGGCCGAUACCAUGGCAACGCUGGAGACUCUCUUACCUGGCACAACAGCAAGCAGUUUACCACAUUGGACAAAGACCAUGACGUCUAUGCAGGUAACUGUGCCCACUACCAGAAGGGAGGAUGGUGGUAUAAUGCAUGUGCCCAUUCCAACCUGAACGGCGUGUGGUAUCGUGGUGGGCAUUACCGUAGCCGUUACCAGGACGGGGUCUACUGGGCCGAGUUCAGAGGAGGAGCUUAUUCUCUGAAAAAAGUGACCAUGAUGAUACGAGCCAAUGCAAACACCUUCCAUUAACACUUUAAUCAUUCAAAACUGAAGCAGGAAUCCUUGAUUGCAUCUUCAGUCUUCACUUCUUUUCCUGUUGGUUUCUUUUGUAUUCAUAAUCUAGCUUCAAAUUGCAAAGGCUCAUACAGUGAUGCAAUACGAUCCAUGCCAAAUCUUUUUUUUAUAUUCCUCCUACAGGUAUAGGUUUUGCUUACUGUAUGUUGUUCGGGGUCAUAAAGCGACAUUGCAAACACAGAAAUACAUCAAGUGGCUGUAAUAUCUUAUCCGUGUCUCCUGGUCUGUGUGUCCUUUUGUUGCACAUCACAAACUUCAAUAAAUAUAUAAAUAAAUAAUAACUAAUUAUAUUGGGAUCAGUUCUACAGGUGAUAAAUCUAGUUAUUUAUUUUUGAUACAAUGUUCUAGUAAGAUUUCAGUAAAUCUAUCACAUUCCCAAGAUAAUUUAUUUUCAAAGUCCUUUGCCUAAUAAUUUCAUCUUAUAUUUAGAAUUGACAAUAGUUAGUAAAACAGUGGAUUGAAUGUGAACAAAGUACAAAGUUCAACAUGCCAAAUAAAGUUCAACAGGUCAACUUCUCCAAUCUAAAUAACAGGACUGUGGAAUAUACAGCUAUCUGUAUCACGGAAUACACUAUGCAGGAUUCCUGAACUGAACUCCAUAUGUUGAUUGGAAUGAUUCUAUAAUGCUUGAUUGGUCUUUAUGGGGAGAUAAGUGGCAGACACUGCUCCUUGGAGAUGAUCUUCCUCACUAUAUCCUGAUCAACCAUGGUCUGGUUUGGGUGAAUACUCAAUUCUGCAGGGUGUCCAUAAAAAGUGAUAUAGGACACCUACUAAAGGAGUUCCGUUGAAACUGACUGUUAACCAUUCUAAAUGAAUGUGCUACGUAGAAGAAAAAGAAAAUGUGAAUCUGUUAUUUCCAACACUGUGUGGUGCUUUAGGGCCUGGUCCUCUGAACACCACAGGAUGGUGCUAACACACCAGCUGCAGGAAGUCAGUUACACUCUGAACUGACUUUGUUUCACAGCGAAUAACGUUAUCUCCCGUCCUGUUCACUGUUCAGGUCGCUACUUCAGGCUGCGGCCGACAGUAUACACGGCAGAUCAUUGUUCCUGAAAGUUUUGAUAUUGUUUUGGACAUGGCUGAUUGCUAGCUUGUCUUGUUGUUAAACACACGGUCACAUUAUAUUUACUGGUUGCCAACUGUACACAAUGUUACGGACUUAAAAUCUUGCUAGCAUAGCGUUAGUGUUCUAGCUCCUAGCUGUCUGAGCUGAAGGGUUCUACGAACUGAGCGGACUAUAUAUAUCUCCCGUUGCUAAGGGUGGCAAGUUGUAUCUAAGGCUUGUACGUUUGUAUAUGGAUACUGCAGCUUAAUAAGAGGUUCUGUAUCUGAUACUUUGGGCAGAGCCUGGCUAGCUGUUACCUCCUAUUUCCAGUCUCUAUGCUAAGCUAGGCUUACCACAUCCUGACUCCAGCUCUGUAAGUUACCAGCACUGAGGUUACAAGAUCCACCUCAUCUAUUUAAUAUGGAGAUUUUGAAAUAGAUAACAGCCUUUAAACAUAUAUAGGAAUUAACAACUACAAUUUUAUUGCAGGUUUUCCAGGUACAAGCAGCUCCAGUAUACUUAAGCAGUAAUUCAGUAAUUUCUUCUACCUACCCAAGAUCAGUCACUGUAUGAGAUACAGAUACAGUAUGUUCCAGGUAUUCUGUGUACAUAUAUGCGGUUUUAUUAACAUUCAUUUUUAUAGUCUGUAUGUUAUCAACAUUGCAAUAAACGAUAUACAACUCUG
Messenger RNA from Perca flavescens (yellow perch), 3689 nucleotides. RefSeq names its product angiopoietin-related protein 2. Bases 355 to 1914 code for a protein of 519 amino acids. Gene Ontology annotation, biological process: blood coagulation. Lineage: Eukaryota; Metazoa; Chordata; Actinopteri; Perciformes; Percidae. The transcript has 5 exons. The record is from RefSeq and is a predicted model, not a curated record.